AUGGAUCGUGAUAACAACGUCGAUAUAGAGGACAAUAUCGACGGCCAAGAAAAUAAUGAGGCUCCUGUUGUCAGGCUCGAUUUUGAUAAAAUCUUCAAAAUGGCAGAAGAUCCAGAUCUUGAAGACUUAUUAAGAAGCCCAUUAGAUGAAGCACUGAUAAAUUUAGAAACUGGAAAAGAAAUUAAGCAAAUUUCUGCAAUUCAUUCAUUUCCGGAUAUUCUUGACUCAUCUGAUGGUGAGGAAUGCCUCCAGAAAAUGCUACCAGCUAUUCAAGAAUGUUUAAAAAAUGAUAAAUCAAACUUGGAUUUACAUUGCGAGGCUGCUGUUAUUUAUAAAUCUGUAAUUCAAAACGAGAAGCUUGUCAAAAAGUUUAGUGGACUCAUUGACACCAUACUGGACAAUAUUCUACAAAAUAUUCAAAAUCAGAAAGAACACCAAACUCAAGAAAAGGAUAAAGUUGUGAUCCGCGCCACAGCUCAUCAAGUGCAUCAUUUGAGCGCAACUGCUUGGCUCGAGACAAUUGUCGAUAUAGCUGAUCGACUUUCGGUAUCAUCUAUAAAACAAUUUGUGAUACCCGUUCUUCAACACCAAGCAGAUCCUGUUCAACGAGUUCAGAGAAGGAUUAUCGCCACAAAAAUGAUUAACAAAUUAGGCGCGAUUUUGCCGGAAAAUGAAAUCCGCAAAGAAAUAUGCCCAAUCGUCGCAACUCUAUGUAAAGACGCGAACUCGAAUGUGAGAGUAGCGAUUGCUCAAAAGCUCGCUCUGGUAGCGAAAGCAUUAAAAAAUCCUCGCGAUGUUGUAUCGUGCUUGCUGCCUUGCUACAUGCAGUUGCUUCCCGAUGAGGAGAUUAACGUGAAAGAAGCUGCGAUGAACAGUCUAACCGAAUCUCUUUCGCUUUUCACUAAAGAUGCCAAGAAGCAUGCAUUGUUUUCGACCAUUAAAAAACUAACCGAGCAGAGUCUUGAGAAGAAAGACGAAUCGCUGAUUGCAAUUAUGCGAAAUUUUGGAAAAUGGUGCUGGGAAUUGAAUGAUAUUCUCGAUCAACUUGACAAAUCGUGGAUGUUGAACGCAUAUUGCAAAAUUGUAAAUAUCUCGAAUGAAAAAUGCGAAGGAGGCGAUAGAAAUAUUCGGAUGGUUCUCAAAAGAGCAUGUGUUUUCAACUUGCCGUGCAUGAUGAUGAUGUUUAAAAAACGUGUAGAUCGUUUGGCCCCAUUCGUUGAGAUGUUCUGCACCGAUCCUGAUGAGGAUGUUCGGAUGUCGAUUGCCGCCUCUUAUCAUGAAAUUCUUACUCUUUUUCCUGAUAUGAGCGAAUUAAUCCCGCCAUUUACUGAAUUGUUGCAUAGUGGAUCACCAGAUGUCAUUGCUAAGGUAGCCAAUAAUAUGACUCAAAUUCUUCCAACACUAUAUGAAAACGUGAAGAAAAACUCGAAUAAAACGUCAACGAAGCAUUUGGACCGUCUGGUUCUAGGAUGCAAUGCGAUUUUGAGGAAUACAAGCACUUGGAGGAGUCAUGAUUCUCUUUUAAGAAGCAUUCGAAUCCUUCCAAAUUUGGUUUCGCAGGAUGUUAUUACGGACACAUUUGUACCAUUACUCAAAAACGAAAUUCUCCAAGUGAGAGCGAUUCCGUGUAGAAUCACCGCUAGCGAGUCAUUAUUACUUCUCAUGAAAACCAUUUCUAGUAAAGAAUCUCGAGAUGAGAUUAUUCGAUUCUUUAAAAAAGAUUUGUCAACUCACAAAUGUUGUUACCGUAGAAUAGUUUACCUCGAUGUUGCUGAAAUGGUUUUGAACAUCUUCAGCAAGAGGAUAUUCAUCGGAAAUUUUCUGGAUGAUGUUAUUCGACUUACAUCAGAUCCUGUUUCAAAUAUAAGAAUUCGUGCUAUUCGGUUCCUUCCAAAAAUCAAGACAAAAUUGCAAUUACCAGAAGAUAACGAAACUCUACUGAAGAUUGAACAGGCUGUUAAGGACAUGCUGAAAUCAGAUUUGAACGAUUGCACUAGAAACCUUGUGAAUCAAGCCGCCGUUGAACUAUCGAGAUGUGAGACCUGUUCGACAUCGGACAAGUCAGACAUCGCUAAAGUGAAAGAAGAAGACGAGCGAUGGUCGAAGAAUAUGGAAUCGUCUGUGACGGUGAUAAGAAAAGGCAUAAAAACGAAAAAGUCAAUGGAAAAGAACGGUGACGAUGAAGAAGAGGAAGAAGUAUGGCGACCGUCAGGACUUCGAACGCCGUCUACUUCUUACAAAUCAGCGCCAUGGAGAACUGAACGAAAAGCGAUUGCUGUUGUCCGACCACAACCUGUUAUUACAGUACGAUCACAGUCGCCUGCUCCAAUGUCAUACCGUAGUCCGAGUCCUGCCCCGAAAGACACCAGCCGGCCAAGUCGCCUACCGCUAAGCUGUGCUGCCAUGGAACGAGAUAAGUUACGGAAAGCGGCCACCGAAACACCACCGCCGCCCGUGCGGGCAUCACGAUCAUCUUCCGUUAAUCCAAAUCGACGAUCCGAUGCCAUGACGUCAUCAACGUCUUCUAUUGAAUCUACUUCAUCUCUUCCACCGGCUAAUACUGGAUUUGGUCUUAGAAGAUCCGCCACUUCAAGCAACACGUUUGGUGGAGUUUCUUCUGUUUCCUCGUCAUCAUAUUCGUUGAUGCAUACUAGGUCAACCUCAAAUCUUCGUCGACCGACUUAUGGACUUUCUCAUGUUCAGACAUCGACCAAAUUUGAACGAAAGCCAUCGCUUGUAUCAUUGCGUGUUAGAAAUCUUGAAUCUUAG
Messenger RNA from Caenorhabditis bovis, 2769 nucleotides. The record is from the annotation of a GenBank genome assembly. Lineage: Eukaryota; Metazoa; Nematoda; Chromadorea; Rhabditida; Rhabditidae.